ACAUUUGUUAUUUUUUUAAAUUUAGUAGUAGAGAUAUAGUAUAGUUAUUAUUAUUAUUAUGAAGUUAUAACAAAUAAUAACAAAAAGAAAUUAUAAUAAAAUAAAACAUAAUAAUAAUAAUAACAAUAAUAAUUAUAAUAAUAAUAAGUCUUGUUAAAUAGGUUAAAAACUACUAGUCGUCUAUAGUUUUUAUUUAUUUUUUUUUUUCAUUCCAACAAAUUUAAUAAUAUUUAAAUAAUUAAAUAAAUACUAAAACACUUAGUAUUAUAUUUUAAUAAUUAAUAUAUUAAAGCAAUAUAAUAAUAAGCAUAAUAAAGAUAAUAAAAAACUAACAUUUGUAUUUAUAUAAAGAAAAAUUAAAUCUUUUUUUUUUAUUUUUUUUUUUUAAAAUUUUUUUUAAAAUAUACAACAAACAUAUCAUUUUUUAUAUACACCUUAAAUAAUAUAAAAUUUUAUUAAUAAUUAUUGUUAUUGUGUGGUAUUAUUUUUAAAAAUUUUAAAAUUUUUUUAAUUGUUUUUUUUGUUUUUUUUCUAUAAAAAUCAAAAUUUAAUUAAUUAAUAAAUAAAUAAUAAUAUAAUAAUAAAAUAAUAAAAAAAUAAUAAUAAAAUAAUAACAUAUUUAUUUAAAAAACUAAUAUUAAAUAACGAAUAAACCAUUUUCUCUCUUGAAUUUAAAUAUAAAAGAAGAAAAUAAAUAAAAUUUAAUAAAUAUAUAAGAAUGACAAUUUCAGAUAGAUCAAUUUAUGAUUAUUAUAAUAUAACAGAAAUUAUAGGAGAGGGCACAUUUUCAACAGUAACAUUAGCAAAUAAUAUAAAUAAAGAAGAAGAGAAAUAUGCUGUAAAGAUUAUUUCAAAAGAAAUUUUAGAUAAAGAAAGAAGAACAUAUGUAGAUUGGGAAAUAUCAAUUCUAUCAAAAUGUCAACAUCCAAAUAUAAUAAAAUUUAUUGAACAUUUCGAAUCAGAAGAAGAUAUUUGUUUGGUGUUGGAAUGGAUUCCAAAUGGAGAUUUGUUUGAUCGAAUUAUAAACAAAGGAGUUUUUAGUGAAGACGAAGCAUUGUUGACAAUGAAGUCAUUAUUAUCAGCGAUCGAAUAUUUACACGAUAGAUCUAUAGUACACAGAGAUAUUAAGCCCGAGAAUAUUUUGGUCAGUUCAUCAGAGGGAGAUAUUAAAUUAGCAGAUUUUGGUCUUGCCAAGUAUUACGAAGAAUCAGUUGGUAUGGAUAAGCAAUGCGGAACUUUGGCCUACUCUGCCCCGGAAAUUACAAAUAAUCAAAUUUAUAGAAAAAGUGUUGAUAUGUGGAGUUGCGGUUGUAUAUUAUAUUUUAUUCUUUUUGGUAGACCACCAUUCUAUAGUAAUGAUGAAUCCAUUAUGUACGAAUUAAUUGUCAAGGGUGAAUGGUCAUUUCCUUCAAAUUCAGAUUUCAAAUAUUCCAAUCAAGUUAAAGAUUUAAUUAAAUCAUUGUUACAACAAGAUCCAAACAAAAGACUAACAGUUAAAGAGUCAUUAGGCCAUCCAUGGAUACUUGGAGAGAAAUCAUUUUCAAAACUAUCUUUUAGAAGUUUACUUCAAAGUAACGAAUUUAAUUAUAAUAUUGUAAAUAAUAGCUUAAUACAUAGCAAUAAUAACGAUGACGACAACGAUAACAACCAUGAUAAUAACAACUCAGCAAACAAUAGUUCAAUGGACGAAUUCUCUUCCGAGGAAGAUUUUACCGAAGAUGAUGAUGAUUAUGACGAUGAAGUCGAAGAAAAAUAUCAACAAAAACAACAACAACACCAAGAACAACAACAAAUUUCAAUGCGCACUUCUUCCUCUUCAGCAUCAAAACCAAUAUCAAUUAAGAAAUCAAAUCAACUAAGAGCAAGCUUUAACCAAACUGUAGAUAUACUGCGUGGCCCUCUUACACCUUUAUAAAAAUAUAAAAUUAACAACAAUAAUAAUAAUAAUUAUAAUAAUAACAAUAAUAAUAAUAAUUAUAUAAAUUAUAUAAAUUAUAUAUGAAUUUUUUAUCUAUAAUUUUUUUUAUUUUUUUUUUAUGCAUUAAAAAAAUCAAUUUUCGAUGAAUCACCAAAUUCUUUUCUGGGAUUAAAAAAAACAUAAUAAAUAUUUAUUUUAAUAGUAAAAUGCUAUAAAACUUUUUUUUUUAGUCU
Molecule: messenger RNA, 2151 nt
Organism: Dictyostelium purpureum
Lineage: Eukaryota; Evosea; Eumycetozoa; Dictyosteliales; Dictyosteliaceae
Exons: 2
Coding region: 719-1915 (398 amino acids)
Biological process (GO): mitotic spindle organization; protein phosphorylation; regulation of cytokinesis
Cellular component (GO): spindle pole centrosome; chromosome passenger complex; spindle microtubule
Molecular function (GO): protein kinase activity; ATP binding
Source: RefSeq, a predicted model, not a curated record